This is a messenger RNA of Tetrahymena thermophila SB210, 600 nucleotides long. RefSeq names its product transmembrane protein, putative. NCBI's taxonomy places the organism in Eukaryota, Ciliophora, Oligohymenophorea, Hymenostomatida, Tetrahymenidae. The record is from RefSeq and is a predicted model, not a curated record. The transcript is spliced from 3 exons.
AUGAAACAAAUCCGCAAAAUUCUCAAGUGGGAUUGGGGUAAAUAAACUUAUAAAGGUUUUGGAUAGUCUAAUGAUGAAUUUAGAGGUUAAUCAGCUCCUCUUUGGGUUAACUCUUCCCCAAUUGCAUUUUUGGUGAUGUCAUUAUGGGGAUUUUUACUCUUUGUCGUUGUUCUCAUAGUUUUUAUUACAAAAAUUGAUAGUUACACUGAAUAUGCAAAUUGCUCGCAUUUUAAGCAACUUAUAAUCUUUGAAAUUGUUAUUGUAGGGCUGAAUGCUGUUUUCGACUUCAGAUCUUAUAUAAAGCGCUAUGACACAGAUUAAGGAUGGUCGAGGAGUUUAAUUUAUUUAACCUGCUAGUGCAUAUUAUUAGGCGUUGCUAUUUUGCUUUAAAUUCUUUUUGCUAUAUCAAAUCAAUAUAAAAACUGUACUGAUAAUAACUAAGAAGAUGACUCUUAACAAUUAUUCAUCUCAAGUGUCGUAAUUAGUGGAAAUAUUGCAAUCUUAUUAAUCAUAAAGCUUUUUAUUCUAAUGGCAUUCUCUUUCAGAUACUAUUAUGAGCCAAAUGCUUUUUUAGCCUUUGCAAAAACAAGAAGAAUUUGA